GAUAAUGUAUUUCGUUUUAUAAAGAUAGAUUUUCUCAGUGUAUGUCAUCUGUCAGUAUUGUAUUGUUUGGGUGUGGAAUAAAGGAUGUUAAACAAAGUAUUCAAUUGUAAACAAUGUGUUAUCUAUUCUUGUAAAUAGGAAUACCACAAAUUGGCGUACGAGUUGGGAUUUUCUUUCGGCAAAGUGUUGUAAAUUGAUCCGGUUUUGUUAUACUGUCGAUUUGUGCACCGUACCCGGCCUGUGUGGUGUGAAUUGCUUAUUGUGAAGGAGCGGACAUACUGCUGCCUGAUUGCUACGCGACAAGGAAGCGGCUAAACAGUUUUUUGGAUACGCGACUGGUUAGCGGUGAAUGAUAGUUUCCACAAAGGUGGUUGGAUAAGAUACGCGGCCAGGUGCGGGAAAAAUAAUACGCAGUAUUCGUGCGGGAACUGAUACGCAGCAAGGUAGCGGAAGAUUGUACUACGCAGCAAGUGAGCGGAGAUAAGCUACGCGGCACGUUAGCGGUUUGAAGCGAUUGGUAUUGGAAGCUACCGCGACAAGACAGCGACAUCUCGGUGAAACGUACUGGUUUUGAAGGACUUCAGUUUCGUUUCAUGUAAAUAUGUAAAAUUUUAAAAUGACGUUUAUGCUAAUGAUAUUGUGUUGCAGGAUGGAUUUGAACUCGAGUUUGAACAGAGCAUUCUCAAAUGUUCCGGCAUUUUCGCUGGGAGAGGUGCCAUUCAACGAACGCAGGACCAAGUGGCGCACAUGGAAACGAGGAUUUGAAAUAUACUUGCAAGCUGUAGAUAUAACGCUGGCUUCGAAGAAAAAGCAGUUAUUACUGGCUUGUGGUGGUUUCGAGCUACAAGAAAUAUUCUUUAACAUUCCUGGAGCGGAUGUUACUGAAGACUGCGAGGCUGAAAUUGAUCCAUACGUUGUGGCUAUGCAGAAGCUCGAUGAGUAUUUCGAUCCACAGCGUCAUGAAGCCCAUGAGCGUUAUUUAUUCUGGGACAUGAAACCGGAAAUGGGAGAAACUCUCGGAAAGUUUCUAAUGCGUGCCCAAGUUUGUGCGAGCAAAUGCAACUUUGGGGGCACUUCACUGGAAAGUUCGAACGUCGCAGUGGUUGAUAAAAUACUCCAGUUUGUUCCCGGAUCUUUGCGUGAGAAAUUGUUACAAAUUGAGAAUUUGACGUUGCAGGAAGCGAUUCGGCAAGUGAACGCGUACGAGAUGACAAAAGCGGCUAGUGAUCAAAUUAGUGGCCAAAAUAUAAACCAGAAACCAAAUUUGAGCUCCGAAUCUGUUAGACAAGUUCAAGCUGGUUGUAAGUUCUGUGGUCGUCCCCAUCGUUCGGGUGAGAUGUGCCCAGCCUGGAACAAGACGUGUUCGGCUUGUGGGAAGCGUGGACAUUUUCGAUCGGUUUGCUUUAGUAGGCUCAGUCUUCGGCCGGCAAAUCCAAAGGUUGUUCCCUCGGUUGUUCCUCAAUCAUUUACCAAGAGAGCUGUUGAUCAAUAUUCCGAUUCUCGUGCCGGUCCAUCGAGAAAGAUAACCAAGUUUUCUCGUCCUCAACAACCGCGUCGACUGCACGCGAUUGAAGAUUCGGAAAAUCACGAAUCGGAGACUGAACUAGUUGAAAUGGUAUCAUCUGCUAGUGAUUCGUGUGAUUUGAUUUGGGCGGAGAUUGGCGGCGUAUUGGUUGAAAUGCAAAUUGAUUCCGGUGUCCAGUCAAAUAUAAUUGAUGAUAAGACAUGGUUCAAUAUGAAUAGACAUGGUGUGGAAAUAAUUGGAGCGACUCAAAGUCCUGACCGCAAGUUCAAAGCAUAUGCACAACGGGAUUGCUUGAAUGUUAGUGUGAUGUUCGAUGCGGAAAUUAUGUUGAAUGAUUGUGGGAAACAGCUUCGGACAAUCUCACGCUUCUAUGUGGUGGAAAAUGGUCCACAGCCAUUGUUAGGCAAAGUUACUGCAAUACAGCUGGGAGUCUUGAUCGUAGGUCUGCCAAGUCAACGGGAGGCUAUUCGUUCUGUCAACGUAAGCCGGACAUUUCCAAGUAUUCGAGGAGUGAAGAUUAGUAUUCCAAUUGAUAAAUCGGUCACUCCAGUCAUGCAAAGAUUACGUAGAUUGCCCUUCGCAACCUUAGAACGAGUUGAACAGAAACUGAACGAACUUUUGGAGAAAGACAUAAUAGAGAGAGUAGAAGAACCAUCUAAGUGGGUAUCGCCAACGGUAGUUGUCGUUAAAGACAACGGAGACAUCCGCCUUUGUAUUGAUAUGAGGCAGGUGAAUAAGGCUAUCAUUCGAGAAACGCAUCCCCUUCCGACAAUUGAGGACAUUCGUUGGGCUUUAAAUGGAGCACAAUAUUUUACAAGGCUGGACAUUAAGGACGCUUUCCAUCAACUGGAGUUGGACGAUGAAAGUAAACCGUUAACAACUUUUAUCACUCACAAAGGUAAAUUAUAUUGUGUAUUAGAUUUGAUUUCGAUGUGAAUGAGAUGUUUCA
This is a messenger RNA of Aedes albopictus (Asian tiger mosquito), 2474 nucleotides long. RefSeq lists its product as uncharacterized. The record is from RefSeq and is a predicted model, not a curated record. Bases 617 to 2461 code for a protein of 614 amino acids. The transcript has 2 exons. Lineage: Eukaryota; Metazoa; Arthropoda; Insecta; Diptera; Culicidae.